This is a messenger RNA of Marchantia polymorpha subsp. ruderalis, 3018 nucleotides long. The record is from the annotation of a GenBank genome assembly. Lineage: Eukaryota; Viridiplantae; Streptophyta; Marchantiopsida; Marchantiales; Marchantiaceae.
GUCGAUUCGUCCAGAAGUUGAUGCUGUCGAUUGUCAAUGUACUGGCUGCCUGCUGAGCCGGUAGUGGAGGUGGAGGGAGCAGGGGCAGGGGCUUGAGGGUUCCAUGUGCGUCAUUAGUCGGCUUUCGUUUCUCGCGUGAAUUCCUCGUUGUGGGACAUGGGAGUCGGUCGGAGAUUAUUGUGCAUCACGGAGGAUGCCUCGCUUUGAUAAUGGUGGAUUCUAGACGACGAGUUUGGACUUCUCGGAAAAUGUAUGAUCACAGCAGUGCGUAGACUAUGAGUUCAGUGGAUCCAAGACGCGCUAGGAUGCAGAAGCCGCUGGGCUGAAUUCGUUUGCGCAGAGCGCGUGUGUCCUGAAGAAGCUAAGCUUCGAAACAUGUGCUUGUUCUCGGAUGGGAAAAGAGGGUCUACUACCCUUCAGAGCUUCGGACGGAGGACGUGUAAUCGUACUUUCGUCGCCUUAUCAUACGAUCAGAGGCGUUUCUGGGAGGGAAUGCCAUGGCUCUGCGCGGUUUGUGUCUAGUUUGUUUUAUGAAAUUUAUCCUAUAGGUGAAAACGUUCCUCUGGCAUGAAAACGAAUUUUUUACUGCAUUCAAUUUCGAGCACUGGAGCGUAGCUGGAACAAGGCGAAAAAUGCCACCCGCUACUAUGCUUCCUCCUUCUGACCAGGGUCUCACAAUGGGCCCGUCCUCGAGCUAUUCUAUCCCCGCAAGGAGGAAAACUCCAUCUGAACUUCGGCAAGAACAGCUGAAGCGCAACGUGCGGCUAAGAACAGCGUCAGAAGGAGAGUCUGGCGCCCUUCCAUUCCAAGGAUCAGCUACAGAAUCGAAGAAGGUCACGCCUCGUUUAAUUGAUACUCGAGUUGCUGAUAUUUUCGCGGCCACAAAACCCCACGAAAGACCGAAGUUUUCUUCUCUGAAGCAAAUGGAUGACAUGGUCGGCCAUCCCCCGAUGCCGUCAGCUGCAAUCAGGAGGCCUACCGAUCAGGAAAACAGGAUGCCUGCUUCUGGUGAGAUGCCAGGUGUUGACUCGUAUAAUUGCGCUGCGGAGGGUGGAGUUGCGAACCAUUCAGUGCAUGCCGCUCACAUCCUGAAUAAAUUUCGAGACGUUACUCAGAUGUCCACUGUGGCUCCACUCGAAACAUCCGGGUCUGGUUUGAAUAUGGUUGAGGCUCUGAAGAUGAUGGCACCAACAUCAUGGGGACAAGGCUUGAACGAGUUAGCAACUAAGCCUGUAGGCCUUGCGAAUGGCCAAAACGUGCUAGUGCAUGACGACCAUACCACUCUUUUGAAGUCGAAGACUCCACCUGUUGAUUUUUCCUUGAAGCUUAGUGCACGAUUCUUGUCAGCCGAUUCUCUUCACUGGUGUCACAGAACAACUGUUUCCAAUGAAACAGAAGGCCUCAGUAAGUUCGUGAGAAGGCUAGAAGAACGCAACAAAGAAAAUGUGGACAGUCAGGUUGAAGAAUGUGCUGAAAAGCAGAUCUUAAAGCGGUUUGGGGCUCAGUUCUGCAAGGCUCUCUUCUCUUGGAUACAUCCUUCUCCUCAAUAUUCGGGACUGUACGACCUGGCCUUGACAUCGUCACGAGGAGAUUCCAGGAAAGACCCACAACUCACAGCACUGUAUCAAAUGUGGGAGGAUGCCUUCACUUCUUUGUAUUAUAUGUUCCAUCACAGAGUCUGCAACCAAUUUUAUUUUUGCACCCAACAAUUCGUGGUGAUGUUCGUGGGAGGAAACGUGGCCGGGAGAGAUCAUAAUUCCUCGAAUGCUUACUGGUCUAGAUCCACUCGGGGCUUGAGAAGGUUACUCAGAGAGCAAGGUGUAGAGUUUUUGAUGCCUUACAGCAGCCCAGAAGCUGAUACUACUACAAUGGAAGAACUCCAGGAGCUGACCGAAUUUGAGCAGUUGCACCCGGGACAGACAAGAGUAAUGGACUCAUCAUCAGUUAUGGACAACAGUCCACAAUCUGUUUUGGUAUUUAAGGGGAAAAAUGUCCACCGUCUAUUUGACUUUCUCCUUAAUUACAGGUUCGUAGUUGGAUCUGCUAAUGCGAAAGAAAUUCCGGUUCUCUAUUCUCCUGUCGAAUUUAAAACGGCAACUCUGCACGCUCCUGAGAUCAAAUGCAAACGCGCGGAGUACGAUUCUUCCGCCAGGAAUCAACUUGCCGGGAGCAUGACUGGAAGGAUGAAGGGAACCAAUGUCCCCGAGAUGAUGUACUCUCUUGAAGUGAAGGAUGCCUACGGGGCUUACAUCCCUCCAUGGGUUGUACAAGGAGUCUGCAGAGUACUCGAGGAGUCGCAGAGUACCGGUUUUGAAGUAAGCUUUAAUACAGGUCCACUAUCCGAAGUAUUGAAUGUGGCCCAGAAGACCCCACAGUCAGCUGCAGGAAUCUGUCUUACAGAGAUUGAACGUGAACCGAAAUCCAGAAGUGGCAACGCAAUAUUGAUUAAAGAUAUUACAGCAGAAAUUCAACAGUGUAAACAGAAGAUGGUAAAGCAGUUGAAAUUUGCGGAGGGUUUCUACGAAUUAUCAGUAAAAGAUUCUCGGUAACAUUUCCUCUUUUCUGUGUUUGAGCACCGGGAUGGUUUCUUCUAGUGCAUUCUUGAGUUUUUGCUCACUAGAGAUCGUUUGGUUUAUCACUACUGGGAUUGUCCUCAGGCUGGUAAUCAUCACCAUGACCCAUUCGAGUCCACACAUGACAGAAGUCACCGUCAGUACCAAAAAUCCAAUGCCCACCAGUUUUCCGAGAUACUUGAUUAUAAUUGCCACCUGACGACUAUUUCACUCAUUAGUGUUUCACACUCGCAUUGUAUUUCUGUGGAAAACAAUACCCCAACAUGAACAAACCGGGGACUUUCAAAUCACUUUCAAGACGUCAAAUUAAUCCAGGGAAAACUUGUUUGAGACUAUGGGCACCACCAACGCCCAGAGUGCAACUACAAAUUUACUUUUACAUCAGAGUAGCUGAAAGUAUGCAUCAGUGCGAGUACCCGUAGCACGAAGUACACCCAAGUUAAUC